This is a messenger RNA of Trichophyton benhamiae CBS 112371, 2823 nucleotides long. RefSeq lists its product as uncharacterized. NCBI's taxonomy places the organism in Eukaryota, Fungi, Ascomycota, Eurotiomycetes, Onygenales, Arthrodermataceae. The record is from RefSeq and is a predicted model, not a curated record. The transcript has 3 exons. Gene Ontology annotation, cellular component: nuclear body. Bases 1 to 2823 code for a protein of 940 amino acids. Gene Ontology annotation, biological process: mRNA processing; primary miRNA processing.
AUGGACUACGAGUCCUUCUCUCCGCCGGCACCCAAGGCGGAGCCCAGGUGGGCCGACGAGGAUCCCUUCCACCACGACUUCCGCCGCUCUCACAGGUACCAGCCAGAGAGAGAAGUGCGCGACAGAGACAGAGACAGAGAAAGACGCGAAGACUACUACAGCCGCCGCCGUCACCCUUCCCCCGGCGCUGCAAACAUAGACAGAUACAUCCCGGGCCAACAAGAUGGAUCGUCGGCUUCCUUGACUUCUUCCUCUUCUUCAAAGCCCGUGCCGCGCUCAAACCCCAUCCCGGCGCCCCUCACCCUAGACUACCAGGUCGGAUUCAACUACUUCGCCGAGUGGUGGCGCACGGAGAACGCCAUCAAGGAAGAGAAAGAACGGGUCAGACAUGGCCUGCCUCCCUCCACCAGACGGGUCAAGGGCGAGAGAGAGGCCAGGGAAGACAGGGAGCGCGAGCGCGCCCAGAUACAGACCGCCUACGACGCCUACAAGGCAGACCUGCAGAUGAAGCUCGCCAGGCAGUUUGUCCAGAUGCACAGGGCUGAAGAGUGGUUCAGAGAGCGCUACGUCGCUGACAUACGUGACCCCUUCAGACAGAGACUCGCCCAGUUCCGGGUCUCCGCAUAUGACCAGUGGUGUGCUGACCUCGCAUCGGGUGUCUUUGACGAGUUCACCCUCGAGGGUAUCUACAAGAGCGAAAGUGAUGGAGCCGGAGGCAUAGUCGAGAAGGAAGAAGGCGAAGCAACGGCCGUCGGUGAGACGCUGGGAGUCCUGGACCUGGUGCCUGCGCGGGGGGCCGAUCUCAGAGACGACUCCAUCCUCCAGCCGGCCCUGCUCAUCAAGACCCUCGCCCCCAAUGUCAGUCGCGAGAAGAUAGAAGAGUUUUGCAGAGAGCAUCUCGGUGAAGUCGACGGCGGGUUCAAGUGGCUCAGCCUGAGUGAUCCCAACCCUUCAAAGAAGUACCAUCGCAUAGGCUGGAUCAUGCUGCAUCCAACAUCUGCAGACGACGCCGCUGCUGCCACCGUCGUCGACCGAGGAGACGGGCGAGACGAAGAAGUAGAGGAAGAAGAAGGGGAAGAAGGGGAGAUGGAUACCGAAAGGACAGGCCAGAAGAAUACAUCUUCUACUGCUGCUGCUUCACAGUCCCUCGCCGAGCGCGCCCUGGAAGCCGUCAAUGGCAAGACCAUCACCGAUCCCGUCAGAGGCGACUUUGUCUGCCAUGUCGGUGUCCAUGUCCCGCCCGCCAACCCGCGCAAGAAGGCCCUCUGGGACCUCUUCUCCGCCCCCGAGCGCAUAGAACGAGACCUCGAUCUUGCGCGCAGGGUCGUCGCCAAGUUCGACGCUGCCAUGGACGCCGCAGAUGGCAUGACCAGGAUAGAAGAGCGGGUAGAAGACCUGCGCGGCAAGGGCUGGCUCCAGCCCCCCGUCAGCGGGCCAGUCAGAGUCAAACACAACAGCAGCAGCAACAACAAUAACAACAACAACAGCCAUCUCGACCCAGAAGCAGACAUGAUCCUCCUCGACGACGGGGAUACACCUGGUAAAAUGGAAGAAGACGGUGAAGACGCAGACCUCGAUGACUCCGACGAGAUAGACACAGAAGACCUGCUCGCAAAGAAGAAAACCCUCGAUCUCACCGUCGAAUACCUCCGCCGCGUCCACAACUUCUGUCUCUACUGCGUCUUCGAGUCCGAUUCCGUCCACGAGCUCGUCCGCAAGUGUCCCGGCGGCCACCUGCGCCGUCCUCGCUCCGGCCUCUCCACCCACGCCAAAUCAGCCGCCCGUGCAAGCGCGAUAGGCGCCCCCUACCCUUCCAAAAAGGACUCCACCAACAACACAUCAGCCGCCGCAGCCGCCGGUCACAACAACAACAACGACGAAGAGGAAGAAGGAGAAGCUCCCGCCUCGCCCGCAGAGGAGAAGAAACCGCCGCGCUUCUCGUCCAAGAGCGAACAGCAGAUAUACCGCGCUUUCAACUGGGUGCGCACCUUUGAGGAUAAGCUCAUGCAGAUCCUUGAGCCAGAGAAUGUAGAUCUCAAGAAGCUCGGAGGCAAACCCGUCGACGAAGCCGUCGAAGAUGAACUCGCUCGCUUCGUCAAGCAGGAGGACGAAUCCAAGUUCCGCUGCAAGGUGCCCGAGUGCACCAAGCUGUUCAAGGCGCAUAACUUCUGGCGCAAGCACGUCGAGAAGCGUCACGAGGAGUGGUUCGCCGAGAUAAAGCACGAGCUCUCCCUCGUAAACGCCUACGCCCUCGAUCCAGCACACAUCUCACCCACUCGCUCCGACGCAGCUAGCAACGGCCACUUCCCCUUCCCCCCAGGCCACAUACCCGCCGGCACCCCGCGCGGAUUCAACUACAACACCAUGCCCUUCAUCUCCAACACUGCCUCCUUCAACGGCAUGUCCGUGGCCAACCACGCUGCCGGCUCUAACCCUAUGCUCAACAUGCUCCCGCACGACGGCCUGCAUCACCACCAGCACCAUCCAGGCGUCAUCCGGCGCGGCGCUGGGCGCUACGCUCACUCCCAUCGCUCUGGACCCUACGACCGCAGAACAGCACGGCAUCCCAUGUCCGGUCCUCCAGGGGCAGGUCGGUUGUCCCCCUCUCGCUCGAUGUUCGGGCGUGUCUCCAUGCCGAUUCCAGCAGGACAUCCGGCCACGGCGCUCAUGGGUGCUGGUGCAGCAGGUGUGCCGGGCGGACGAUGGGAUGCAGCCGCCCAGCAGGCGAUGGGGCCCAAGGAGGCCGUGCAGGGCCGGAGCUUGAAGAGUUACGAGGAUCUCGAUGCCGUCGGGGGUGCUGGCGGAGGAGAACUCAACUAUUAA